UUAACUGAUAUAUUCAUGUAGGAAGCGAAACAACUCUAACUACAAAAUUGAGCAUUUCAAACCGAAAGUUAAUUUUGUCACGAUAGAAACUUUGGGACACGACUGUUAUGAAAACAGAGAGGUUAAAUUGGUAGGAUCUUUGUAACACUGCAAAAGAUGGCCUCCAGUACAACUAAAGCACAAGACGUUAUCUUGUGUCACCUCUGUGACAGGAGACCCGCCCUUCUUCACUGUAAUCCCUGCCAGGUCGACUUAUGUGAAAAAUGCGUCGGAAAACACUAUAUGACGUCAUCGUCCUCUAAUCAUGAGAUUGUCAAAUACCGAGAGAGAAAAUUUCAUCUUUCAUUUCCAAACUGCAAAGCCCAUAGCGGAGAAAAAUGUACUGUUCAGUGCCAGAAUUGUGAUGUAGAAGUUUGCUUUAAAUGUCUCAGCGGGGACCAUAAUGGCCAUCGAAUUGUUGAGAUUAAGGACAUUGUUGAAGAAAAGAAAAAGCUUUGGGAGAAAGACACAGCUUAUUUAAAAGAAGAUAUCAUUCCAAAACUUGAAAAAGCAGAUACAGAAAUAGAAUCCAAAUUAGCUACUUUAAAUGCUAAAUGUGACGAAUUAGAACAAUCAGUAACAAAACAUGGGCAAAAAUGGCAGCAAUGCAUUGAAGAAAUCGUGGCGAAAAACAAGAAAGAUAUUGCAGAAAUGAGAGGAAACGGCAUAAAGAAAUUAAAAGAAUACCAGAAGGAAAUCAAAAAUAAUCUUGAUAAGCUAAAUGAAAUUGCUCUUCAAAACGAAAUGAUUUUUCAGUCCAUGGACAUUUGUCACAUCACAAAAUAUGAAAGCAAUAUUCAGAAGUAUCUAGGGGUUCCCUUACACAUAGAAAUGGAUCUACCAGCUUUUGUUUCCAAAGACAUAGAUAAAGGUAAACUUUACCAAGAUUUUGGAAAGGUAAAGAAACCCGAGAUCAAAACAGGACCGAUCUACAGAUCAGAUGUAUCCAGUGAACUCCUAGACAAAGCCAUAGAAAUCGCAUCCUUCCACACUGAAAUAACACCGUUGAUGAGGAUGGCAUGUCUGGAUACAGAUGAGGUGUGGGUAACUGGGAGGAAUAAUAAAACCGUUACUCGUAUUAACCUACAAGGUUCUGUACAGGAAACUAUAACUUCUACUUGUCGAAACCAUCCUAGUGAUAUUUCAGUUUCAAAUGAAGGGCAUCUACUGUACACAGACUUGGAUAAUCAAGUAAUCAAUGAUGUCCAUCAGACAACAGCACAGAUCACAACACCACAGGGAUGGAAGCCAGUUGGACUGUGUUGUACACAAUCAGGUGAUUUACUGGUCAGUAUGUGUACAUCUAAUGAUGAGCAUUAUAAAAUUGUCCGUUAUGAAGGUCAAACAAUAAGGCAGGAGAUAGAGAAGGACGACCAAGGUCAUCCACUAUAUAAAGGAGGAGAAAAUAUGCUGUUUGUGACGGAAAACAAUAGCGGGGAUAUCUGUGCCUCUGACGUCAAUGGUAAGAUAGUCGUUGUGGUGAAUAAGGCAGGAAAACUACAGUUCCGAUAUAAAGGACAACAAACGAUGAAGAAGCAAUUUGAUCCAACCACUAUUGUCACAGACUCCUCUGGUCGUAUAAUAGUAAAGGAUGUUGGUAAUUCCUGUACCCACAUUAUUGAUCAGGACGGUCAGUUUCUCCGUCGUCUGGAUUUCUGUGGAAUAAUGAGUGUGGACACAAUGGGACGACUGUGGGUGGGGGAGUAUAAAAGUGGAAUUGUAAAGGUCAUCAAAUAUACAAAAUAAAUGAUUUGAUUUCUUAAAUACAAUCUGCGAGGAAAUAUUAUGAAGAAUAUUUUUUCAUUAAAUAAGUUCUUGUUUAAAAAAAAAAAAGAAUAAUUAAAAAAUUAAAAUGUAGUUUGAGGUGGUAUUUCAUCAAUACAGAAAUAUAGAAAAAAUCAUUUGCUAAAUUGAACCUUAAAUUAAUGUAAAAAAAUAUGCGAAAUUGUAAAUCAAAAUACUAUGGCUGCAACAAUGGACUCGGAAAUAAUUAUGUUGGGAAUAAGUCAACGUUUUAAAUAAUUCAAAAAUCAUGAUGUUUUAUUUAAUAUUGCUUUAAGUUUUAUCUAUAGAUAUUUUUAUCAUGACAUCAUGAUAAUUAUGUAAAGGGAUAAUCUUGUUGAUCACAAUCUAAAUUCCUGUAUAACCAUAACAUGUCCAAAACAUAAUUCUGAAGUUAAGGUUGCACUAUUUUUCCGAAUAAAGUUGUGUUUCGAAUAAAAUAAUGUCAGUUGAUGUAUACGGUUAUGAUGGGGAAUAUUAACGCAAAAAAUACUAAAUGUAUUAUUGACAUUCUUUUUUAGUUAUGCUUCUGUUUACCCUUGAAUUAGGGUUUGUUCAUACAUACAUUGUAAUGUGCUAUCUUAAACCUUUAAUUUAACAUUAUGAUUUUUAAAAAAUGAUUAACACUAGAAUAUUUUGUAAUAUUGGCAGUAAUACGUAAUCUCUGUAGCAUGGUAGAUAUCACUUAUGUAUAUUGACAAUACUUAGAUAUGUGAAAUAAAAUAAAUGUUUACGUUCAGGAAAGAACAAUUUGGUUUACCUGAAGAAUAAAGGCUUGCCUCAUUGAAUGUAAUUUAACGACAAUGAUGCAUGUCCCUUCUUUUAGUUGAAAUGGGGGAGUAGUUUUGGACGAUUUUUUUGUUUCGAGUUGGCAACUGAAUGCCAAUCGGUUAAUAAGAAGUUGGAAUGAAAACAUAAGUACCGUGUUUCUGUUUUUCUGUUUCAAAAGUUGAUAAUGAUAUCAAAUUAAACUUUUCACUCAAUUUUUUUUUAUAUUUCUACGUAUUUUUAAUUACACUAAGUCGUAAAUGAUUUUUUUAAUUUUAAGAAAUUUAACAAGAACAGGACAAUAAACUGUCGUGUCUCUUUACUGAAUUUUAAGUAUAUGAUUCAGAGAUCACCCAAAUACCCGCGGUUAAUGGAGACUGACAGUUUGGAAAAAAAUUGAUCUAAUUUUUUAAACCGGGGUUCCCAGAGAAAUCAUUGCUCUAUGCACACAACGAAAAAAAAAUUGGAUUCAAAAUUUUUGAUACAAAUUUUGUUUUCAACGAAGGGUUAUCUAAAUUCUAUGCUUCAUUUGAAGGAAAAGGUUGUUCUAAUUGUAGUUACCCCUUCCGUACGUCAGGAAAAAAGUAUCCCGAAAAUUAAUAGAUUUGGGCAUUUAUGA
Saccostrea cuccullata (small rock oyster) is the source of this 3208-nucleotide messenger RNA. RefSeq lists its product as uncharacterized. The record is from RefSeq and is a predicted model, not a curated record. The transcript is spliced from 2 exons. NCBI's taxonomy places the organism in Eukaryota, Metazoa, Mollusca, Bivalvia, Ostreida, Ostreidae. Gene Ontology annotation, molecular function: zinc ion binding; ubiquitin protein ligase activity. The coding region runs from base 157 to 1785 and encodes 542 amino acids.